UGGGCUGGCUCCUCCUAGAACAAUUCAGGCUUCACAGCAAUUCAGACCUCAGCUCCAACAUCUACAUUCUGAAGCAAGGAUGGCUGAGAUGGACAGAAUGCUUCAUUCUGGAAAGAAACGGUGUUCCAGGUCGAGCUGAGUUGGCCAAAUACAGACCCCCUCUACUGUUCUAGAAGAAAUUUUGGCAAGUCUUAUCAUGUGGUUUUUCUACACCUUGAUUCCAUGUUUGCUCAUUGAAACUAAUUUGAAGCUGUGACAUUCCCCUGAUAUGAGUUCAAGUGUCAGCCUGUCUAACUACCUCAAUCCCAGAUGGAGUGGCCAUCCUGCCUGCCCCUCAGAACCUCUCUGUACAAUCAACCAACAUGAAGCAUCUCUUGACGUGGAGCCCGGUGAUGGUGCCUGGAGAAAUAAUAUACUAUUUCGUUGAGUACCAGGGAGAGUACGAGAGCCUGUACAUGAGCCAUGUCUGGAUCCCCAGCAGCUGGUGCUCACCCACCAAAGGUCCUGAGUGUGACAUCACUGAUGACAUCACUGCCACUGUGCCGUACAAUCUCCGUGUCAGGGCCACCCAGGGCUCAGAGACCUCAGCCUGGAGCACUCUGAAGCCUCCCUUCAAUCGAAAUUCAACCAUCCUUACCCCACCUGGGAUGGAUGUCACCAAGGACGGCUUCCAUCUGGUUAUUAAGCUGGAAGACCUGGGGUCCCAGUUUGAGUUCCUUGUGGCUUACUGGAGGAGGGAGCCUGGUGCCAAGGAACAUGUCAAAGUGGUGAGGAGCAGGGGCAUUCCGGUGCACCUGGAAACCAUGGAACCAGGGGCUGCAUACUGUGUGAAGGUCCAGACAUUCGUGAAGGCCAUCGGGAGACACAGCCCUUUCAGCCAGGCAGAAUGUGUCAAGGUGCAAGGAGAGACCCUCCCCCUGGCGCUGGCCCUGUUUGGGUUUGUUGGCUUCAUGCUGAUCCUCGUGGUUGUGCCCUUUUCCAUCUGGAAAAUGGGCCGGCUGCUCCGGCACUCCUGUUGCCCCGUGGUGGUGCUUCCCGACACCUUGAAAAUAACCAAUUCACCCCAGAAGUUAAUCAGCUGCAGGAGGGAAGAGGUGGAAGCCUGUGCCACUGCCAUGCUGUCUUCGGAGGAACCCUUCAGGACCUGGAUCUAGCAGGCUUUGGAAGGGCCCAGUUGAAACUGAGAAGCUGGUUGGCAUGGCACAGAAAUAAGGAAGGGAAAGGCUGUGGAUCAGUUUUCCUCCACGGACAAAGGACAAGAAAAGCAAGAAGAGCCUGCUGGGUCCAUGUCUAGAAGCGACAGUCAGAAGCAGAGUGGUUUGGCAGACAGAGCACUGAGUUGGGGUGAGAAGACGUGGCCUCUUAGAACUGCAUCUGUCUGCCAUUCACUGACCGAAUGACCUGGAGAAAGUGACUUGAAAUGGGGGAAUUCACUAUACAACCGUUAAACCACUAUAUAUGUAUGUAUAUGUAUAUCCAGCACUUGCAGAGCUUUGGGAAGCUGGCAACACUGUACAUUGUGAUUGUUUCACCUUCUCUGCAGAAUAUAACAAGAGUAUAACAAGAAUGAUAAAAACUCUUCACAACGGCUGGCUUGGAGAUCCCACUUUCCUAGAGGAAACCUUGAAGAGGAAAGGAAGGAUGGGCACAACAGUGUUGACUUCGCUUCCAGCCAAAUGCCUGUGCGGAGGUGAAUGGCUCAGCCAGCUCUACAAUACAUGACCUAGAGGGAGGCCCCAGGCCCAUGGAAAAUGGGAUGCUGUGGAUUCAUGAGAUACUGUAAAGAGUAAAUAAUAUGUGCACACUAAAGGCAGGUAAAAUGUACGUGUACGAGGAGAAGAGAAUGCAGGAGGAUGUCAAUAAUGUGUGAUGUUUGCUGUGUUCCCUUUACCUGUAGAGUUGUUAAAGUAUAGAAUUAAAAAUAAAAAAGGGUCACCUUGGUAAUCUUUUUGGCUUCUUACAAAAAAAGUGGUCUUUGGGGUUCUAGUUACAUUAUCGACCUUGUGUCCAGAGAGGCUCCUGAAGACCACCAUUGGUCAGGAGUUGUGGGGGUGACCUCAGGUAGGGGAUGGGACAGGGAAGGAGAGCAGGCAGCUUCUGGCUUCAUGAGAACCCUGACCGAUGCAGCCGGCCACAGCUUUACCUGGUCAGGGUGAUCCUGGAUCUUCCUGGAGGCCUUGCUCUACAGGAAAUCCCUUUGGGUACCUCUCCUGCCUAAGACAGCUUCACUCAAGGUGCCCUCAGCCCCUUCCAGCAUGUUCAUCCAUGACUCACCUCUGGAAGCCUCUUCCUGCCCUUCUCCCUACCAGGUGAGGAAAAGAGUCAGGGUUAGAGAAGGAAUAAAGAGGGAAGUUUCUUGAGAAGUAAAAGGUUUGAUGGGCAAGACCUGUGCCUCCCUUCUUAGCCCCCACCCCCUCCCAGCUUUGGAGCCUCAGAGCUGGUUUGUCUCCAUGCCAAAUUCUUGGGCACCUUCCAGCCAGCCCAGAGGUGGGGACAAUCUGUUUCAGCCAGAUAGCUUCCCCUACAAGAUAGAGGCCUACAACCCCCUCUCCACCCGGUGGGGUCUCAAGUAGCCAGAGGUGGACUCUCCAGAAAGAUGACAUUACAGAAGAUCUUUUCCUUUGUACCAUUUAUAUGCUUCUGUGUUGUUUGACUCUUUCAUGAAGAGUAUGUGUUGAUCUUAUAUUUAGCCUAAAUUGGAGACAUAUUUUCAGUUUGUAAAAAUAAAGGCCAUCUUACUCUACUGGU
This is a messenger RNA of Leopardus geoffroyi (Geoffroy's cat), 2748 nucleotides long. RefSeq names its product interleukin 20 receptor subunit beta (gene IL20RB). The coding region runs from base 363 to 1154 and encodes 263 amino acids. The transcript has 7 exons. Lineage: Eukaryota; Metazoa; Chordata; Mammalia; Carnivora; Felidae. Gene Ontology annotation, molecular function: interleukin-20 binding. The record is from RefSeq and is a predicted model, not a curated record.